This is a messenger RNA of Glycine soja, 1297 nucleotides long. RefSeq names its product probable sugar phosphate/phosphate translocator At3g11320. Lineage: Eukaryota; Viridiplantae; Streptophyta; Magnoliopsida; Fabales; Fabaceae. The transcript is spliced from 2 exons. The record is from RefSeq and is a predicted model, not a curated record. Gene Ontology annotation, molecular function: antiporter activity. Bases 521 to 1186 code for a protein of 221 amino acids. Gene Ontology annotation, cellular component: Golgi apparatus.
UUAUUAUUAUUAUUUCCCAGAAAUCACUCUCUUCUUCUGCACUCCUAAGCCUCUUCGUUUUCUCUCACUAACCCUAGAAGCCCAUCCACCUUUGGUUACUGUUUUCUCUAGAAAGAGAAGCAGUUGUUGCUGAAAAUGUACAAGAACCAGCUUCAAGAGCUAGCCCAACGGAGCUGCUUCAACCUGCCUUCAUACACGUCUAUUCAGGAAGGUCCCGAUCAUGCGCUAAGGUUCAAGGCCACUAUCAACUUUAACGGCAAGAUCUUCGAGACCCCUCACUACUGUUCCACUCUCCGUCAGGCCGCACACUCUGCCGCCGAAGUCGCUCUCAAUUCCCUCUCCCAUCGUGGCCCCUCCUAUUCCCUCGUCACUAAGAUUCUCAUGAGUCAUUGCCGCUUCUACUUCUAGGGUUUUUUUUUCUUCCCCCUCUCCUUAAGCUUUACAAGUCAAACUUAAACCACCAUUAACUGAAAAACCGCAGGAAGAAGAAAAAGAUCAAAUCUCAGAAGGGUUAAAAAAAAUGAAGGGUUUGAACAACCGGUUCUUCACGGUGGGGUUGUGGCGACGUGGUACUCUUCCAACAUUGGCGUGCUUCAAGUACCCAAUCUUCCUGACCAUGUGCCACAUGAGUUACGUCGCCAUAGCAUGGAUGAAGGUCGUGCCUUUGCAGACCCUUCGAUCCAGGGUGCAGUUCUUCAAGAUCUCUGCCCUCAGCCUCGUUUUCUGCGUCUCCGUUGUCUUCGGGAAUAUCUCUCUCUGCUACCUCCCCAUGUCGUUUAACCAAGCCAUUGGCGCCACCAUGCCCUUCUUCAUUGCUGUUUUUGCCUACCUUAUGACGCUCAAGAGGGAGGCUGGGCUCACUUACCUCACGCUUGUUCCUGUUGUUACUGGAGUCAUCAUUGCAAGUGGGGAACAAAUGGCUAGAGUGGCAAAGGAGGAAGAGAGGGGUAGUCCUAGUUGGGGUGCUUCAUUUUUUACGCAGACAACACAGGAUGUGGCUAGAGCUGUUGCCGCUGCUGUGAAUUCUCAAAGGCCAUGUGUGGUAUAUGCAUUCAAAAAUGAUCAUGGUGGCAGCCAACUUCAAAGGCUGCAGUAUCAAGUUAAAUAUACAAAUUUAAGUUGGUUGAUACUGUUGGAUUUUUGGUCCUUGUUUUUGAAUGCUUUUUUUGCUUUGUUCUUCCUUUAGCGGUUUGGCCUUAUCAUCAGUGACUUGAAAAUUCAGUUGUUUCCCCUUUCACGUUAGACAUCAAAGCUACACGUGUUUGUUCUUACAUGUCAUUAUCAGUGUUUUUAGUUU